Molecule: messenger RNA, 253 nt
Organism: Sphaeroforma arctica JP610
Lineage: Eukaryota; Ichthyosporea; Ichthyophonida
Exons: 1
Source: RefSeq, a predicted model, not a curated record
GUCUUGAGAGAACAUCCCGAUUCUAAUCCCGAUAUGAAAUCAGAGUCCAAAUCCAAUUUCAACCCUGAUUUGGGAACCAAAUCGGGAUUGGGAACCAAUACGAUGUCCAAAAAGAUAUCAAUGGACGAUGCAAUCGACCUGAUUGUGGAAGGAUUUGCACCAAUUGCGGAUGUGCCUGUCACUCGUGUGGGCAUUUGGCAGUACACUCUCGUGCCAUUGGAUGAAUUGGAGAGAACCACAGCAGACAGUGAUG